Messenger RNA from Dicrocoelium dendriticum, 381 nucleotides. NCBI's taxonomy places the organism in Eukaryota, Metazoa, Platyhelminthes, Trematoda, Plagiorchiida, Dicrocoeliidae. The record is from the annotation of a GenBank genome assembly.
AUGAAUCUACUGUCUUCUAAGAAAAUCAGGUUGAUUGUGCCUGUUGUUUUUAGAUUUGCCCUACCGAGUCAGCUAUAUGCAUAUGUCAAGUUAGAUACCGAUUUCAACCCGUCUUCAGCCGACACACAGUAUUCAGACGAUUUUCCGGAAGCUUGGACCGAAACUGAUGAUUGGAGUCUCAAUCCCACUGGUGAAUUGGAAAUUGCUGGUAACAUACUAAACUGUGCAGAUUCUACGAAUCAGCUUCGUUGUUUCCUAGUGAAUUAUGACAAGGCUUCCUCACAUUCCGCAAUAAACGAGAGCAACUUCACUGGCAAAAGUGUUUCCCCAUCGUCUCAAUCGGGUGUUCCUUUGUGCGUUUCAUGCUCUAGUGUGCUUUAA